GGGAGACGCUUUGAUCAGCCCAUCUCUAAUUACUUUACUCCGCAUUAUCCUAUUUUAGCAAUUUAAAUGAAAUCCGUAUUCGAGAUACCUUUACGUUCGUAAAACAUGAAAACUAUGUAAUCAUAUAUAUUACUACGAAACUUCUCACAGUCCGAGAUAUAUUGAAUAUCCUGCACAUAAUCGGUAUUGCUGAUAAUUGCUGCUACAUAUAUUAUAGCCCUAUUAACAUAAGACUAACCUAAACGUGAAUUUCUAAACUCUAAACACAAUGCAAAGGGAAGAGAAACAAUUGGAUUCCGCUUUGGAAGCCAUCAUAAUACGAGUGAACGAUUUAAAAACCUCAAUUGCUGCAAUGAUAUUUAAAAUAGAGCACGAAUAUGAAACCUUGAAUUGGCCAAAUUUUCUCGAUAAUUUCGCGCUUAUUUCAGGACAUCUAACUAGCCUUUCAAAGAUUCUUGCACAUGAUAAGGCACCCAAUCUCAGAAAUCUAACAGUUCUACCAUUACGCUUGAGCCCUGAGAAAGACGAAGAGUUGCUUCGACUGACUGAAGGUAGAAUCCCCACAUUUGCACAUGAUUUGGUUCCGGACUACUUGAGGACAAAGCUGGAACCUCAAGCUGAACAGAAAAUGAUGCAGCUGGAAGCUAAAGCUGCGAAUGUUAACAUUGACACAUCACAUAAACAACUGGCGCAAUAUACAAAGGUGAUUAGUCACGUGUGGGAUAUAGCAAAUAAGGCACGCGAAGAAUGGGAAAGUGAAGCUGGAGCCAGAGCGACACAAGCACAGACCAGCAGCGCUGCGGACACUCAUGCUCUUCUGGCUGCUGUGGGAAUGGGUAAAGGUUUAAAGUCUGACUCUAUACAAAUGGUUCAAUCCGGCGUAAAUCAAGUAAAUAAUAAUAUGAUGGUGGGCAGACCUGGUAAUCAGCAGCAGACACCAGGACAAGGGCCAAUGGGUAAUCCACAAAUGGGACAAAUGAAUAAGGCGCCGAGUGCGAUUAAGACAAAUAUCAAAGCAGCAUCGCAAAUUCACCCUUAUAGAUAAGAAUAUAACAUUUUUAUGAGACACUAUUGCAUAUGAACGAGGAGACAUAGACUUGUUCAUCACAGGCACAAUGACAGCUUUUAGGCCUCGUUCAUGUAACCAGGAUAAUCGAUCCUGUAGAAUCAAUGACUCUGCUGGAAGUUGUAGCAUCAUUUGCAGAGCAGAGUAGAUCUUAACAAUGUCUAAUUUUUUAUUUUGUUCUUCCCAUACUUGUGUUAUGCCUUUCUCUAAUUCAUCGUGUACGAUCGCAUUACCUUUACAUAUGAAAGUGUUAUAUAAAUAUUACAUAUUAAAUUAAAAAAUUAGAGUUAAAAAAUUA
Cataglyphis hispanica is the source of this 1364-nucleotide messenger RNA. It is a transcript of the gene MED8, whose product is annotated as mediator of RNA polymerase II transcription subunit 8. NCBI's taxonomy places the organism in Eukaryota, Metazoa, Arthropoda, Insecta, Hymenoptera, Formicidae. The coding region runs from base 269 to 1045 and encodes 258 amino acids. Gene Ontology annotation, biological process: regulation of transcription by RNA polymerase II. The record is from RefSeq and is a predicted model, not a curated record. Gene Ontology annotation, cellular component: core mediator complex; mediator complex. The transcript has 7 exons. Gene Ontology annotation, molecular function: transcription coregulator activity; RNA polymerase II cis-regulatory region sequence-specific DNA binding.